GCGGUGGGGGCAAGGCUGGUCGACUGCCUCUGUCUGCUGGCACUGGGCUUGUGUUUGUAUUUGUCUCCAGUGAAUUCUUUGCAACAAAACUAGAUUAGAGUCUGACCAUGAGUAAGGACACAGGAAAAAAGAAGAAUUAUUUUCCGUUUAGUAUAGGGAAGCACUUAAUGCAACAGACCAGUGUUCUGCUACUUGCCUGGACCUGGGGCCCUUCCUCAGCAGUACCAGUUUGACUGUCUUUGCUAUUUAAAAGUGAUUUUUUUUUUUUUUUUUUUCCUCUUCAGCUGCCAUCUAGUUGGUGGUGGAAGGGUGUUUAUGGGAGCAGGAGCAUCACGGCUCCGUAGCGGAGGUUUUCUGACUUCUGUUGUGUAUCGGCACCACGCGCUCAGAAGAAUGAUUGAACUGAGCUGCGUUCCUCACACUAACAAACGCCUUGAUAACCGAAGCUCCCGGGCCAUGCUAAAACCAGGUGGUUCGAGCUGAUCCAAGUCAGGUAGCCGAUAUCCAUAACGCGUCCCCUCCCCGACACAGAGCUGCGCAGCAGAUGAGUAAGGACAAAGCACGGCGUGGGGGUGUUCUGUCAGCUGUAUGGAAGCUGCCUUCCUGCUUGUGUUCACCUUCUGCUUGCCUUGGAACAAACUGAGAGGAGAGGGGGUAAAAAAGCCUAAACAGGACCUGUCAUUUAUUGAUAUCAAAAAACCCACCUAAAAUCCGUGAGAAUUGAAUCGGGUAAAAAAUAAAGCACGCCUAGAAAAUCAAGUUACUUAAGGUUUUCUAUUUGAUGUAAAUCAGUCACUAGAAUUAAUUCAUCUUUCGACAGCCAAGACAUGCCCUAGAUAUUUACAACUCCUUAAUUGUGCGCCGAUUACCUGCGUGUGCACGUGUAGUUGAGCAAGAGUUGUAUUCAUAAAAUGACAAACGAGUUACACGUUUGCUUAGGCACCAGGAGCUUUUGCUGUAACGCCUCUCGCUCGCAGGUAUAUUUGUAGAACUGAGCCGAUGGGUCGGUUUAUGUCCUGACUCUGCCGUUUCUACAGCUGGGGCUUAUUGAUGCCUAUAUACAUAUGGUUAAAAAAUUGCCAUAGCGCCUCGUCCCUAGUUUGUGUUUUAUAGAACAGCAGACCUUACCAUGGCUACUUGAAGAACAUAAGGGCCGACACGGACGCGUGUGGCAGCGACUGCCUGCGAGCAGGUCAAAUCUUUCCUAAAACCCUGAUGGUGCUUUUUCAGUAAUUCCUAUUCAUCAGGUGACUCGGCUCUAAUCCUGCCGCACAGAGGCGCUCGGAGCGGGGACACCUUUGCGGAUUAGGCAACGAGCAGCAUCGAGGGCUGGUGGGGUAGAGCACAGCGUAAGCAGCUGGGCUGGCUCGGUAAGGCGCAGCUUAGUCACUUCCUUUGGAAAGGAUGUAGGAUGCACCUACCUCCUGUGUGGGAGUCCCACCCGACCCUCCUAAAGUCAGAGCAAAAUGUCGAGGUGUUCCCUGCUUACCAGGGAUGAACCCUCUCACAGGCUGGGUGUGCUGGUCUGGCCUGGUACCGGUAGGCACAGCAGUGAACUCGGGCUUUGCACCGUCCGAGAAGACACGAGAAGGGGUUAGAUGAAACCAGGCCCAGCACGAACAAGCCUUGAGCACGAACGGUUCUCGGGACGGUCCCCUCUCACGGCUGCUCCUGACCUUCCUCGCUGCAGUCACCUGGACAAAGGUGGAGAACCUCAGCCUGCUUUCACCACAUCCCUGCACCGCUGGGAGACCAGGCUUGGGAGAAAAUCACCAUCGCUUCCUCGCUCUUCUGUGGAUGUAACACCCCGGUGACCUUUGUCACCAGCCCGGAGCUGUCCUCCAUCAGCUGGGAAGAAGAAUGUCCCCGUUUGUCUGACGAGGCACUGUGGCUUGUUGCCCAGAUUCCCCGGCUCAACAAGCCCUUACUCAUCCGCUUGUUCAGAGCAGGGCUUUCACGAGGUCCCCUCUGAGCCCCACGAGGACAUUUCUCAGCUGGUGGCCUGGUGGAAACAGGAGAACAAGAGCUGUAGGUGACGGCGGGGCUCCCGGAGGUGUGUCUGCCGCAGGGCUGGGCACUCAACUCCUGCAGCAGAGUCCAGAGGCACCUGUACAGGACCUAGGCGUGUCGGGAAACCUGAUGCCUCACCUCCGCCAAUGUGGAGGCGGAGGGAGGAGGGCUCAAAGACAUGUCCCUUCACGCUCGCAACAGCUGAAAACGGAGAAGGAAACUCGCUAGAGCUUUUUUUUUUACCAGCGCAGGAGGCCUCGCUGUCCCGCUCUCGCCACAGAAGCCCUCCCGUACUCCGGUACUCUGGGGGGGUGGCAGUCCCGCACCCGCCGGGCGAUGAACAUCGCAAGGAGAAGAGGCUUUUAUAGACAGGAGGUCAACAAAACUCUCUGGGAGCUGCCCAGGAGAUACACGUCCCUCCACCCCGUGGGGUCCGGAGCCUACGGCUCAGUGUGUUCAGCCAUAGACAAGAAGACAGGGGAGAAAGUGGCUAUCAAGAAGCUGUGCCGCCCGUUCCAGUCGGAGAUCUUUGCCAAGAGAGCAUACAGAGAGCUGAUGCUGUUGAAGCACAUGCAACAUGAGAACGUCAUCGGGCUGCUUGAUGUUUUCACCUCCGCCGCCUCCUACCAGGGAUUCCAGGACUUCUACCUGGUGAUGCCGUACAUGCGGACAGAUUUACAAAAGAUCAUGGGACACGAAUUCAGUGAUGAAAAGAUCCAGUACCUGGUCUACCAAAUGCUGAAAGGGCUGAAGUAUAUUCAUUCAGCCGGAAUCAUCCACAGGGACCUGAAGCCAGGCAACCUGGCUGUGAACGAAGACUGUCAGCUAAAGAUCUUGGAUUUUGGCUUGGCCAGACACGCCGAUGCUGAAAUGACCGGCUACGUGGUUACACGCUGGUACAGAGCCCCAGAAGUCAUUCUGAACUGGAUGCAUUACAACCAGACGGUGGAUAUCUGGUCUAUUGGCUGUAUCAUGGCAGAAAUGCUGACCGGGAAAACGCUGUUUAAAGGAAAAGACUACCUAGAUCAACUGACUCAGAUCCUGAAAGUAACGGGGCAUCCAGGAGAAGACUUUGUGGAGAAGCUGGAGGACAAAGCGGCUAAGAGUUACAUCAAGUCCCUUCCUAAAAUCCCCAAGAAGGACUUGUCUGUGCUUUUCCCCAAAGCCAAUCCUCAAGCAGUGGAUCUGCUUGACAAGAUGUUGCAGCUGGAUGUGGAAAAGCGCCUUACAGCGACGGAGGCGUUGGCUCACCCCUAUUUCGACCAGUUCCGAGACGUCGAGGAGGAGACAGAAGCGCAACAGUCCUACGAUGAUUCUCUGGAACAUGAAAAGCUUUCGAUAGAUGAGUGGAGAAAGCAUAUAUACAAGGAGAUCUUGUCCUUCAGUCCCAUUGCACGGAAGGACUCAAAGAAGCGAAGCGGGAUGUCAUUAUAGCGACCGGCGCGGCUGUGGCCAGGAUUUAAUUCUCCUGUAUGACCGAUGGGAUUUACUCCUCGUUGCCUUGCUGGUGGCCAUCGUUUGGCCUGUGGGACUUCUCUGCGUGCAAACGCAAGGAUGACGCCGCGUUGUGGGCAUUGGACUUUGUUCUGUUAAAGGGGGAAGCACCCCACAUGGUUUUCAACACAAUAGAUAAAUAUAUUCUCAUUGAAACUUUAA
This is a messenger RNA of Grus americana (Whooping crane), 3666 nucleotides long. RefSeq names its product mitogen-activated protein kinase 13-like. Gene Ontology annotation, biological process: MAPK cascade; protein phosphorylation. Gene Ontology annotation, molecular function: MAP kinase activity; ATP binding. The transcript has 12 exons. The coding region runs from base 2347 to 3444 and encodes 365 amino acids. Gene Ontology annotation, cellular component: cytoplasm; nucleus. The record is from RefSeq and is a predicted model, not a curated record. Lineage: Eukaryota; Metazoa; Chordata; Aves; Gruiformes; Gruidae.